Culex pipiens pallens (northern house mosquito) is the source of this 1292-nucleotide messenger RNA. RefSeq lists its product as uncharacterized. The record is from RefSeq and is a predicted model, not a curated record. Lineage: Eukaryota; Metazoa; Arthropoda; Insecta; Diptera; Culicidae. The transcript is spliced from 2 exons. The coding region runs from base 492 to 986 and encodes 164 amino acids.
UUUUUUUCUUGUUUUGAAAAUGAAAACUUUUACUGCUACAGUUUUUGAAAGUCUCAUUGCUCACUGAAUUAAAAGUUUUUCCUUUUAAUUCGACUGUAAAAUUUCUUUCAUUUUGACGUUCUCGUGUAACCGUGUACGCCUAAGUCGCAAAUGUAAACAAACACUUUGGUGGGUCGGUCCGGUGGUGCUGGUGAGUCUAGGACGCAAAGUAAAGCCGACCGCGGCAGCAGCCAGGACUCGGACGCGGAAACCUUCGUAAGCCAAACAGCAGCAGCGGAACGCCUUCGAAGGAGGGUGGUGCAGGAGCGGGACGAUGUUGAGUGCUCGAAAAGGACAAGGCCAGCUUCCUGCAGGAACUGCAGCUGUUCUACGGCCGGAAUGCGAUGAGAGGUAGGAAUGUGGAUUCGCACCGGUUGUAUUCGGUGGUGGUGGCCCGGGAUUGGUAAUUGAAGGUCAAUUCCCGCGAGGACUGUGGCGAGAUCAUCGAGGAGAUGGCGCUGCCGAAGCGUUGCGUGAACAACGAGAUUGCGUUGAAGAAGAUUAACUUCCGGUUUUUGGACAAGUACGAGAAAGUUUAUUUUCACGGUGAGGAGAAGGAUCCGACGAAGAGGACAACGACGAAAAGCUACAUAAUCGGAGGUGGUCAGCGCAGAUGUGUCAUUGCCGAAGUAGGAUUACGUGCUCAAAAUCGAUCUCCGUUCCGAGGGCCUCAUCAACUCCAUGUUCCGGAUGCGCUUCCAGGAUCGGGAACUCCCCGUUCAGGCACUUUUCUUUCCAGCCGGAAAACGUCGACCACCCUUCCCGAAUCAACGGCCAACUCCUCCAAGACUAUCCUGAUUGAGGCCGGAAACAUGACCAUCGUGUUACACUGCUGUCGCGAGUCGAAACCUCCAUCCGGAACCGUCCUGGGGUAUUCGGAAGUGACCGGUGGCGUACCGUAUGAAUCGGUACAGCUUGGACUCGAAUAUUGGCCUACCUUGAGCUGAAGCUAGUGGAGAAGCGUUAAAUACAAUAAAAAAUGUUUUUUUAAACAUACAGUUUAAUUUUUUUUAAAUAAAUGUAAAAAAACCAAGCACAUUUUUCUGAAAUUAUCCCUGUAGUGCUAAAUGUUGUGUAUUCUUGCCAUAAAAGGUUUCUUUUCCAAUUAAAAGUAAAAUACUUUUACCAAUACAACGAUUUUGUUCCAUAAAUGCAUAGUAGUAUCAAAAACUUUCCAACUUUUAAAUUGAAAAGUUUGAACUUUCUACGAAUAUUCACCAACGCGAACUUUUAAUCCAACGAACGAUCUUUUU